AUGGAGUUUCUGCUGCUGCGCAGAGCGGAUCCAGACAUCGAGAGCCCCGAAAGCCAAGGAGGCAGCGCCCUCUGCGUAGCAGCAGCCCAAGGAGAAUAUGCGGCAGUCGCCCAUCUGCUGAGCACACGAGCAAACCCGAACUUUCGAAGCCCCUUCACCGCGCCGCCCCUCGUCUUGGCAUGCAGGCAGGACGAACCCGACACCGCGCAACUGCUGCUGCAAGCGCGAGCCCACACCGGAGAACCCGCGCUGCGAGGCUUGCACUUGCGCGAGAUCGAGUUCAUCACCAGAAAGAGCUGGACACAUGAACUUCUCCUCGGUCACAUCAAACAGAAAUCACGAGACUCCAGGAAGGCCACCUGGACACCAGGCCGCUUCGCAAAACGACACCGACGUCUCAAGCAGAAGGCGUCCCCACGAGGCAGCGGAAAAAUCAUUGAAAUCAAGUACAUCGAAUCCACCGCAGCUGGCAAGCGGAAGAUGCUGAGCGGCUCGACGACUGUCACAAGGGGGCGCCGACCAGCUCGGGCGGAGACGCGACGAGCCUCACCUGUGCACGGCCUUCUAGGCCGGCGUGGAAAGUGA
Molecule: messenger RNA, 585 nt
Organism: Symbiodinium sp. CCMP2592
Lineage: Eukaryota; Dinophyceae; Suessiales; Symbiodiniaceae
Source: the annotation of a GenBank genome assembly